Molecule: messenger RNA, 877 nt
Organism: Salmo salar (Atlantic salmon)
Lineage: Eukaryota; Metazoa; Chordata; Actinopteri; Salmoniformes; Salmonidae
Gene: tmem244
Product: transmembrane protein 244
Source: RefSeq, a predicted model, not a curated record
GUGGCCUGGGCCUUGGGGCGUGCUUUAUCCAGCCUGGAUUGAGACAGGAAGCUUUUUGCGUGUGUGUAAUCCCAUUAACCAUUAAGACCAGCCCUCAUCCCCUGGUGUGUUUGCUCUACUGUAGGCGGCCUUCUAGCGUCUCCACUGAUAAAAGAAAAGGCGGCUAUUCAUGUUGUUGGACUACUGUUGCAGGUGUUGUGGGUAUUGUGGGUCUACUCUGAAGCGCUAUGGACCAACAUCAGUCAAGAUCAAGACCAACAUCAGUGAAACAUGGAUUGUUCUCCAGAACUUGCUGAUGUGCAUAAUAUCCUUCUAUGCUGUUUACUACAUAGUGGUCAGUCUCUGCAUUGGUAUUCUCAGGGUACAUGAGGUUGACAGCCUUUUAGCACCCUUUGACUACACAACACAGCCAUCAUGGCAAAGUCCAAAAUACCUAGUGACAGUGAUCUCCAUGGAGCUGACCUAUCUUUUGGGAGGCCUGAUAUUUGCGUGGAUUGUCGAGGAGUGGGUGUGGGACUACGCCAUCACAGUCACACUAAUCCACAUCGUUCUGACGGUAGCAGUUAUGUCUGAUUUCCCGUCAACAAAACAUUAUUGGAUUGCCCUUGGUUCUGGAUUGGUGAUGAUGAUUUUUGGAGGCCAACUUGUAGCAUACAAGCUUUUCAGGAAUAAUUUUGUGUAUCCGGAUGAGCUCCAAAAUUUCUAAGAAAAACAUUUAGCUUUUCUUCUACAAAAUGAUGGAGGAUCAAAUAUUUUUUUAUAUUCAGUUUUUUUGUACUACACAACUUUGGUACUCUGUAAAUCCACACAUUAUAUUUUGCAAUUAAAGGUUGUUUGGAAGGAAUUGUUGAGAAUAUUAAACACUUCUUGCCAACAA